Molecule: messenger RNA, 5410 nt
Organism: Apodemus sylvaticus (European woodmouse)
Lineage: Eukaryota; Metazoa; Chordata; Mammalia; Rodentia; Muridae
Product: KIAA0513 ortholog
Exons: 13
Coding region: 435-1628 (397 amino acids)
Source: RefSeq, a predicted model, not a curated record
GCCGCGCCUCAGAAGGACCCGGCACGGCUCGUCGCGCGCGGCGCAUCCGCGGCAGCUGCGGCCCCGACGGCGUCCGCCCCCCUGCCCGGUCCCGCGGGCCGCCGCGGCGAUAGGGCCUCGGGCUGCGGUGCCGCGCUCGCGAGGGGCUGUGCGGCGUGGCUGCGCGGGGACCGGUGCUGGAGACUACACUGGUCCUCUGCCCUCUGCGCCUGGGAGUUCCUGGUGCCCUGCCAGCCCUGGGAUUUAGUCUCUUUGUCUUAUGGACCCCUCCCCAUCAAGAGCACUGUCUCAGCAGCCGUGUGCCUGCCCAGACGCCACAGGGUCUCUGAGCUGCUAGAGACUUCAGCCUUGGCGGUCAGACGCUCCCAACACGCUCUUGGCUUCAGGAAGCUGCUCCUCAGGCUGUGCCCAUCCUGUUUGGCAGCUCAGCUACCAUGGAGGCCCCAGAAGUCCCUGUGGGCUCCUUGAUUGACUUUGAGACUGAACCACCUACCUCCCCUCCUUUGGAAGCAGCGCCUUCAACACUCCAGGACCCAGACGGCUCCCUGGGUGAUGGGGCAUCUGAGAGUGAGACCACCGAGUCCGCAGACAGUGAAAAUGACAUGGGCGAGUCACCGUCACACCCAUCGUGGGACCAGGACCGACGCUCUUCCUCCAAUGAGUCCUUCUCCUCCAAUCAGAGUGCUGAUUCGGCCCCAGAUGAGGAGACCCUGGCACUUCGAGAGUUCAUGCGUAGCUAUGUAGAGAAGAUCUUCUCUGGAGGGGAGGACUUGGACCAGGAAGAGAAAGCCAAGUUUGGGGAGUACUGCAGCGGAGAAGACGGGAAGGGCCGGGAGUGGUUUGCACGCUUUGUGAGCGCACAGCGCUGCACGUCCAAAUGUGUGUCCGAGCCCACCUUCUACCGCCUGGUGCAGUCUUUCGCGGUGGUGCUGUUUGAAUGCCACCAGAUGGACGACUUCGGGCCCGCCAAGAACCUCAUGACCAUGUGCUUCACCUACUACCAUCUGGGCAAGCCACACCUGCCCCCCACAGAGCCCAGGGAGAAGCCAGCUGGCAGCAUCGACUCCUACCUGAAGUCGGCUAACAGCUGGCUGGCCGAGAAGAAGGACAUUGCUGAGCGGCUGCUGAAGAACACGGAGAACAUGAAAGGCUUCUUCGGGGGGCUGGAGACCAAGCUGAAAGGACCCCUGGUCAGGAAAAAUGAGGAAGACGAGAGCAAACCUAAGGACAGACAGAUGAAGACUGUGACUGUCAUCAGCCCCGAAGAUGAACAGAAGGGGGAGAAGGUUUACCUGUACACGCACCUGAGGCAGCAGCCCAUCUGGCACACACUGAGGUUCUGGAAUGCAGCCUUUUUCGAUGCUGUCCACUGUGAGAGGCGGAAGCGGUCCCCCACCACCAGGGAGAAAUGGUGCCACAUGACCCAGGAAGAACGGGACGACAGCCUGCGGUUCAAUGAGAACAUCACCUUCGGGCAGCUGGGCACGUUCACCCACAACAUGCUGGCCUUUGGCUUGAACAAGAAGCUAUGCAGUGACUUCCUGAAGAAGCAGGCUGUGAUCGGCAAUCUGGACGAGGAGCAAUACAAGCUGCUGAGUGACCACAUCGAGCAAAUGGCUCCAGAGUAGGAGAUCAGCACAUGCUCCUGUCCCAGGAGCUGUCACCCCAGUGAUAACCCUGCAUGACACCAGCAGCACCCAGAGCCGCUCCUUGCCGCCCUAGAACUAGCAGUUAAAAGACUCCAUAAGCCUGUCUCCCCUGCCUGUGUCGCUCUCCCUCUAUGUAUAAGGCGUCCCUUGGGUUUCACAGCUAAACACGAGGGACCAUCUACCCCCCACCCAUCCUUGAGCCCCAGGCUUAUGAGAUGAGACGGAGGAAGAGGCCAUGAGAGAUGGUCUCCACAGUUCCUGCUGAGAGCCAGAGACAUGUGGUCACGGAGGUGCAGGAGGGGAUCCACACAGCUGCAGUGUGAGCAGGAUCAGUGCUGUGGGUGACAGCCUGCCACUCCCUGCCACAGGACUCCCUGUGAGUGUAAGCUGUGUAGAAGGACCAUGGAGGCUUCCCGAAAGGUCUUGGCUACCUGCUCUUCUCCACCGCCUCAUGGGACAGGAACUGAAAGAGAACUCAAGGGUUGUCACUUUCCUAGGGGAUGUGACUGUUCUGCCAGCCACAACCAUGUCUCAGGCUCAAGAGCUCCGUCAACAGAACCUCUGAACUGUCCACUCAACGUGGUCUCUCCCUCAAUAGCAUGCGAAGUCCUUCAAUCCCAGGCAACAGCAACAUGUGUCGUGGGAUGCAAGAAGCGUGGGGGAACGUUCUCUUCGGCAGCUCUGGGGGGACACCCUUGCUAGGAGCAAUGGUUCAGCCGGAGCACAUGGGAUGAAUCUGACUGAGGGAGGAGACCACAGGAAAGCAAGGUUGCCUGGUAGCUCCAGCCCACAGUCCUCCCCUUCUGAAAGACCCACAGUGGUCUGCCUCCUCUGUACCCUUGUACCAGGACUGACCCUCAGCAUCCAGUGUGCUGACUCUAGAGCUGCUGUCCCCAUCCACCCCUGUGGCCUUGGUCCCUUCUGUGCCAGCCAUUCUGGUCACUGACCUUGAACUAGGCCUGCGGGCUCUCCUGUCACCCUACAUCACCUCAUCCUUCUCUGUCCCCUAGCCUUCAGUCACAUUUAGUCAUGCUCUGCCUGUGAGCACAGCGGUUCUCUCCUGACAGCUGUGGACUCAGCUGGUGUGGGCGAGCCUUUCCCGUGGGAAGAGCCUCUAGGAUGUCCAAAGAAGAGCAGGAUAGGCCGAGCUUGGAAUGUACAUUUCCUGGAUGUUGCGGGUAACUGAGGCAGUACAUCAAUCAAGCAAAUGCUGACAGGCACAUCAGCCCCUGAUGGCGUAGUAUGUGCCAACUAGUACACCUGACCCAGCAUUGGGAUCCUAUAACCAUGCCUGUCUCCACUCUGUUUUAGGGAAGUAACAAAGUGAGAUCGCCCUUGCUAAGUGCUGCUGUCCUUUCUAGAGCCUUCCUCAGCUGUGCAAGCAUGGUGGCCACUCCUUGCUCCUCCCAGUCCUGCAUUGGCAUGAGUUCAGGUGCAGUAGGACAUGACUCCAAGGUGCUGUGAGACAUGCAGAUCUCGUGCAGCAGCACCUGUGGUCUGACCUCUGCCUUGCUCUGUGAACCGCCUUAAGGGGAAGAGUGCCAGGGGUUCCAACGUGGGCUUCAGAAGUGGCUUUGAGACUGUCCCUACCGACCUUUUGAGAUAGUCACUUAAGGAAGAAGGAAGAAUAGCUCUCUCUUGUCUGUCUCUUGUUCCUUAUUGUUGCAGAUCCAGCUCCACAGAAUCAGAAAAAUCUGACCCACAUUAGACCCACGUAUACUGCUAAGGACAUGGUGACCCUCUGGGGACAGGGCAGCCCUUGAUGGGAGCAAAGCUUGCAGGUGCCUGGAGGUGGUCCCACCAUCGCCUGCAGAUGUCUUCUGUUCACAGCUAGGUUUAGUGAGCAUUUCAUGUCAGCCUCUGGCCAGUGUCUCUGGGAGGUCACUAAUCCACCCCUGAGGUACCCUGUCAUAGCUCUUGUGUGGAUGGGCCUCACUGGCAAGCUCUCCUUGGCUCCCUGCUGAGCCCGUGAACCACAGACCGUUCAGAUUACCUGAAUACCCAAGCAGUAUCUCCAGUCUUGGCUGGUAGUGGCCCAGAUCUAUGCAGGCCCGUUAGCGCACAUUCAAACCUUCCUGGGUUGUGACCUUCAAGGCUGUGUGAGUCAGCAUCAGCACAAUACAGUGUUUGCCCUCACAGGAAAAAAAAAAAAAAGUCCCCCGUUCUGCAACCAGGCCAGCAGCGGCCGCCAGUCUGCUGUUUUCAGCUUUGUUAGGAUAUUGUGGGUGUUGGAGGCCAAGCACGGCUAUCUCCAGGUUGCUUCUGCCUAAGGUCCAGGCAAAGGCAGGAGAAUCAAGAGUUGAAGGGCAUCCUCAGCUACAUAGGGAGUUCAAAGCCAGCCUGAGCUCAAUGAAACCUGGUCUCAAGACAAGAAAAAAAUCAGAUACGGUCCUAAGAAUGCAGCGUGGGCUUAGAGGCAGUGCCCCAGCUUGAGACUUGGCCUGCUGCAGAAGGGGGAUUCACAGCCUGCCUUGUCCUCCUCACCUGAGAGGAACAGUGGGUCUGACCCUGUUUCUGCAGCCCAGGGACACAGGAGGCUUCAUGGACAGUGCCCUACUCUUGAAACACCUGCCACUCUAGGUUGCUUCUGUGAAGGGAAGUAUGUAAAAAGCUGAGGUCUGAUUGUGGUGACAUCAGCAGUCCCAGACCACAAGCCAUACCCAACCUUGACCUUCCUGGGUCACACUGACCAGUUGCUUUUUCUGUUAGGAAGGGAAGGUCUGGGUCUGCUCAGAGCAGCUUUAUUCCGGUUCCCAGAUCACAUUCGGACAACCAGGAGACUUGAGAACUAGAGGAAGGCAGUAGGAAGGGACUUGAGGAGGUGGCUGGCCCUGCAGCCUCAGGGAGAUGACAGGACCGUUCUCAGCAGAUGCCUCGGCACCAGGCUCCUGCCAGAUCCCUCCCACUGCAGAGCUCACUAAGGGCUGAGCUUGCCUCACAGCCACAGCCUCCAGUCUGUUGAUCUUGUUUGCAAGUAGACGCCCAUCUUCAUGGACCUCCCCGGGGAAGUUGGUGAUUUGGGGGACCAGCCUCACUGCAGACUCCAGGCUCUGACAGGGACCCAGCUGCAAGCCAUGCUCUCCUGAGCUAUAACUCCAGAGACUUUGCACUUUAUCCAGAAAGGACACCCCCCCCCCCAUGGAUUGCCUUGCUUUGACCCUGAGCUGAGGCUGGCCCUGUCCCAUCCGUCCUCCUAGACGAUGGAUGUAUUAAUGGGAGGAAGGACCGAGACCCUGCCUGGGUAAGAAGGUUGGCUUAUAGCCAGCCUUGCAAGAAGUGCUGGUUUAGGGUCAGCUGGGGAGAAGAGCCUUGGUCGGUGGCCUUGGAUUGUCACUUCAUUCAGGAUAAAGAUCCCUUGGGGGGGGUGAGUUGGACAUUUCACUGCUAGGAGAUACUAGAGGCUCAAACAGCAGGCCUGUAUCCCCAUGGAGAAUAUGUGAGGACCUGGGUCGUCACUGUCUCGGCUAUACCCGGUUUUACCCCGCUUUCUGUAGAGAUUCUACCUGCAGUCUGUUCUUUCUCGGGGUUCCACAUCCACUUCUUGCCAGCAGUUCCCAGUGACGCUGUGUUUUGUAUGUUAGUUACACAACUUCGUGUCCCACCAGGUCAUGUUCUAAAAUUAAGGCUGAGAAAGGUGUGAGGUCGAAGAUCUCAGGCAGUGCUGUUUCCCGUGAAGAAAAAAAAAAGUGUAUAUAUCCAUAGAUAUAGUACUUUGUCUUGUCAGGAGGUGGAAACUGAAAUAAAUUAUCUUUUAAAAAGAA